Messenger RNA from Orbicella faveolata, 686 nucleotides. RefSeq lists its product as uncharacterized. Lineage: Eukaryota; Metazoa; Cnidaria; Anthozoa; Scleractinia; Merulinidae. The record is from RefSeq and is a predicted model, not a curated record.
CGCUGACAACUAGCGCGAAAUCGAACAGUUUAUCAGGUUGUACAGAACAGGCAAAUUUGGGGAAAUUGCUGUAUCAUUUAUCAUCGACAAUGAGCACAAAAAAGGGAAACAACUCGAAAAAAGGUCAAAGACAUCAAAACACGAAAGCUUACAAGAAUGAUCUUCAUGACACGAGCAAGAAAACGAAGCAAAUCAAUAGUUUGGUGGUUGGUGGCGUUUGUACACGAUGCCGGGAGAUCAUAGAGUGGAGAAAGAAAUUCAACAAGUACAAGCCUCUUACUGCUCCCAAAAAGUGUGUGAGAUGCGAGCAGAAGGUCAUAAAACAUGCUUAUCACACUGUGUGCAGUAGAUGUGCGCAGGAAGCCAAGGUGUGUGAAAAAUGCGGACAGGCUCAAGAUAUAGUGGCAAAAUCUGAACCAACUCCAGCAGAGAGAGCCUCAGAAGACAGUAUGUUACAGUAAGAGAUAAAAGCUAUGACCGAAAGACAAAGAAGAACCUUCUUUAGACACCUUGAAAAGGGAGGCAAAAAUGAAGAAACAACAGAAAGUGCCAGCUUGCAAGAAUCUGCACUUGCUAGUAACAGCACUACGUCUGAUUUGUUUAUCAGUGAUAAUGACAAUGAACUCUCAGAACCUGAUGAGCAAAGAGCUGAUGGGCUGGGCUCUUGACAGUGCAGAAACUCUAAU